Messenger RNA from Xiphias gladius (swordfish), 4163 nucleotides. It is a transcript of the gene galk2, whose product is annotated as galactokinase 2. Gene Ontology annotation, biological process: carbohydrate phosphorylation; galactose metabolic process. The record is from RefSeq and is a predicted model, not a curated record. Gene Ontology annotation, cellular component: cytosol; cytoplasm. NCBI's taxonomy places the organism in Eukaryota, Metazoa, Chordata, Actinopteri, Istiophoriformes, Xiphiidae. Gene Ontology annotation, molecular function: galactokinase activity; ATP binding. Bases 264 to 1640 code for a protein of 458 amino acids. The transcript has 10 exons.
CUCUCGUCUCUUCCGGGUUUUUGCCGCUGCAGCCUCAGCUGUUUCAGAGUCAGCUCCUCUGCAAAAAAAAAACAAAAAAACGAGGAGCCUACCGACGCCAAACCGAGCCCAGCUCCUGUUUUAUAACUGACCGCAGUUCAGCGGGUCGGCAUCCGGGAUCCUCUUGUGACAGUCAGCUGAUCGCGGCCAGUGUAUGCCACAAGCCCUGUCCUACGCUGUCUGACGACGAGAGACCCGUUCGUAGUUGUAUUAAACUGGCAGAAAUGGCCACAAAUCCGCCCAAGUUAAAGACUGCGAUUAGUGCAAAUGAAAGGCUGCAAAACUUGAAGAAUACUUUUGAAACAAAGUAUGGAGAAUCCCCUCUCUUCUAUGCAUGUGCACCGGGAAGGGUGAAUCUAAUAGGGGAGCACAUCGAUUACUGCGGCUAUUCUGUGCUUCCAAUGGCUAUUGAACAGAAUAUCCUCGCAGCUGUGUCGGUGAACAAUUCAGGGACGAUCCAGCUGGCCAACACAAAUCCUCAAUACAAGGAUUUCACUGUGUCAUGUUCAGAGGACAUUGCCAUAGACAGAGACAAUCCAAAGUGGCAUUUUUAUUUUCUCUGUGGAGUUAAAGGUAUUCAGGAGAAGUUUGGCAUCGCUCCUUUGUCAGGGAUGUCGUGUGUUGUUGAUGGAACCAUUCCUCCGAGCUCGGGUCUGUCCAGUUCUAGUGCCUUAGUUUGCUGUGCCGGGCUUGUAACAAUGGAGGCAAAUCAGAAGUCCCUGUCCAAGGUGGCUCUUGCUGAGAUAUGUGCCAAAUGUGAGUGCUACAUUGGCACAGAGGGAGGUGGCAUGGACCAGUCCAUCUCAUUCCUGGCAGAGAGCGGAACUGCGAAGCUGAUAGAGUUUCAGCCUCUGCGGGCCACUGAUGUUAAGCUCCCCGAUGGGGCCGUGUUUGUGAUCUCCAAUUGCUGCGUAGAGAUGAACAAAGCCGCUUCUUCUCACUUCAAUAUCCGCGUGGUGGAGUGUCGAAUCGCCACAAAGAUGCUGGCCCGGGCGAGGGGGCUGGACUCCAGCCGGCCGUUGAAGCUGGCCGAGGUUCAGACGGCGCUGAAGGCCUCCCUGGAGGAGAUGCUGGCUCUGGUGGACGAGGUGUUGCAUCCUGAGCCGUACAGCCGAGAGGAGGUCUGCAAGGUGCUGGGAGUCACCUCCGAGCAGUUUUCCACGGAGCUGUUGAGCACUAACACUCAGCACGUGACGCACUUUAAGCUGCACCAGCGAGCCAAGCACGUGUACGGUGAAGCUGCGCGGGUGCUGCAGUUUAAGACCGUGUGUGACUCUGAGACUGCUGCGUCCAUACAGCUACUGGGAGACCUGAUGAACCAGAGCCAUGCAAGCUGCAGGGACCUGUAUGAGUGCAGCUGCCCUGCGCUGGACCAACUGGUGGACAUCUGUCGGAUGUCUGGGGCUGUGGGCUCCCGGCUGACCGGAGCUGGUUGGGGCGGCUGUGCCGUCUCCAUGGUACCCAGUGAGAAGGUGGAGUACUUCUUACAAGCUGUUAGAGAGGCCUACUACCUGCCUGAUCCGCGCAGAGCAGCCAUGGAAAAGCAAAGUUUGUUUGUAUCGAAGCCUGGUGGAGGAGCUGCAGUUUUCCUCGAGGAGUGAAAUGGAUCACACUAACGCAAAGGUGUUUAUACAGUUAUGAUUCAGUGUCAGAUACACUGCUGCAGGGAAUUGUUUCUUUGUUUUUUUUUACAUUUUCUUACACUUGAAGAAGAAGGCACUUGCGAAUGUCAAGACAAUACGAAAUGUAAACUUAAUUUGUUGUUUCAUUUGACAGCUUUACGGAUUAUUCUGGAAUACAAGGGGCCAACAAUUUAUUGCACGGGUGCAUUAUUUUUUAAACAGGGAAUAUGCUUUUUGUGUUAAAACAUGUUUGUUUUUUUUCUGUGAUCAAUAAGGGCUAAAAUCAUGUGGAAUUAAAUAUGAUGAAUAUUUUCAGGUUUUACAUGUGCAUGAUUGGAGCUGCGUCACUUAGACAUGUUUCUUCUGGCUGUUACAGUGUGUUAGGUUUGUGUUGGGUAAAGGUGUGUGAGCCACAGAGAGACCUGAUUAUAGGAUCACACGCUGGCCUUGAGCUUCUGCACAGGAUCAAUUCUGUCUUCAUUAGAGAGCAGUGAUGGUGAAGGCUGGGCGGUCUAAGGCACAUGCUCCUGUUCUGUAUUGAAUGUGACUCCAGCAUUCUGCAAUUUAACUCUGUUCAGGCACCUUCAUCACUUCGCAUCUCACCCGGCCUCUCUCUUUCACUCGUUAUUGUCAAAUAUCUACUCAAAAUUUGAGAGAUAAGAGAGAGGGUAUAAUUGUUGGUGGCCUAAAUACUUGAAUUUUUUCAAGAUAACUUCCACUGUAUUUUAUGUUUUACUCAUUUUUUUUAUUUUGAGAAGUAGCCUAAGAACCAAACUGAAAUGAAAAUCAUGUUUGGAGUUCGAUAAGGAUCAUUCAAAUGUUGUACAAUGUUUAAAAUGAGGAGAAAAUCAUUGUUUUAUAGAGGAUGUCAGAUUCAAGCCAUGCAUUCCAGUUUCACACAUUUCUUUGAGUAAACUCAAGUCAAAGAACCAUCAAACAUCAAAUAAAAAAAAGAUGGAUUAUCCUUAACAGGAAUCAUACAAGGCACAGCACAGGGAAAUCAAAUCUCAGAAUGAUUCUUGACAAUCCUUGUCCACAAAUGCUCUGAGCAUUACGAAUCCCAUAUUUGAGGUUCCAGUUUGUUUAAUGGCAUAUACACUGACAAAAUACAGAGUCAGUCAAAAUGUAAUCAGAGAUUUAGAUCAGUAAUUAAGUUGUGCUUAUCAUCAUAGUCAGCAGCUUUACAUAAGUAUUUACACAAACACUUAUAUUAACGCUCUAUUUUAGCAAUUUGUAUGUAGGUUGAGAUGAACGUUUCAACGCAUAGGCUUUACAGACUUAAAUCUAGUAAUAAACAAAGGUUUUUACUGUGGCUCUGAGCUACUUUUACCUUUGCUUUUGUCAUUUCUGUAUUAAAUCUUAGUUUGUUCGUGACAGCUAAAGGUUUCUCUCGAGGUGCUGAGAUGUGCCAGCCAUUUUUAUUAAUCAUACAAGGACAUGCCUUUAAGAUAAUAUUGAAUAAUGCACCAACUGCUUAAAGAUCAAAUUGGAUCAGUUAAUGCAGGACGACAAAUAUUUUCUUAAACUCUGGCAACACAUGCAUAAUAUUGUCGUAUUAUAUACCCGCUGAUGUCAAGCGAAGAGUCUGCGAAUUGAACAUAUGUUCUGUAUGAUACAGGUUAAAAAGUUGUCCAUUAUCUGUUUUCAACUAUCUGGCUUUUUUAGAAAAGGUUCAUCUAAAUAAUUAUGUUUUAACUGGCCUAUAACAUUCAACAGAGUCCGCAUGAAUCUCACUAAUAGAAAAUGAGGUACGUCUGUUGUUGCUGAAUUUGUGUAUAAAUUCACCCAAAUGAAGGACACUUCAUUGUGUGCUUGGUCUCUGGGAUCCAUGCAUAUGGUCCGUGUAGUGUAAAUAGUAUCUGUUAGAGGUCGAGCUCAGUCUGUGUGCUGUUGCUUUGGAGUCCGCAUUGCUCUGUCAGUGCUUUCUUGUGCUCCUGCACUUUCAUCAGACAUGCAAGAGACUUCGUUCUUUCUCUUCAGCAUAUUUUCUACCCAGUUGGAGCCGCGCGGCGUUCUUUGAGGGGAGCGAGCAGAAGACACUGUGCUCGCCCUCAUGUUUUUGCCUGACGUGAUCAGCUCCCCGUAUCCCUGUUGGUGGGAGAAGGCAUAGGCAGAGCGACGGGAGCUGGUCCUCCGUACUCGCCUCAGGUUCUGCUCCUGAGGCCUUUGCCUCUUUCUGGACUGUUGCAGGUGACGAACCUGUCGAAAUACAGCAGUGGUGGAAGUUCUUACAGUAGGUCCUUUACUUAUGUAAAAUUACUGAUACCACACUGUAAGAAUAUUCCAUUACAAGUAUAUGCAAGUACUUAAAGUAUCAAAAGUAAAUUACUCAUUCGGAGGAAAAAUGGCCCCUGUGACUAACAUAUUAUGACAUAUGAUAUCACAUCGUUAAUAAAGAUACAACAGUGUGUAAGUAGCAUUUUACUGUUGUAGCUGGCCGAGGUGGAGCUAGAUUUUCUAUAUACUGUUUGGUGAGUACAGGCCAUCGCAAAAGUACCACAA